UGACGUGAGAAAAGUGUGUGUUUUUUGUUGACAUAAACAGUGAGUGUUUUUGAUUGCAUCACAAUUUGGGAUCCGCUUCUUCUCCGCCACUCUUUGUCCGCAAUUUAUUGUCCAUUUGUCCGAUUGUGUCAACUAUUGUCUUAUAUUAACCACAAUUGAGUCAAUGGUUUGUCAUAUAUCGUGAAUUUGCAUCAAUUAAUGAAUGAAUGGAUGAAUUGUUGGUGUUUUGAGACAAUUGUUUGUUGUCUUUGUCAUUGAUUUGGAGACAAUGAGUACCACCGAAGACAAUACUCUAGACAGCAAUGAGAGCAGUGACUCAGUGUCUGUGUGUCGACGCCGUGGUCUGUCUGAACACCUGGUCCUGCAUUACGUGCACACAUGUGUCGGCCGCAAGAUCUACGAGUCGGCCAGAGAUGGGAUGUCUGUCACGCUUUACGCUCUGCUCCACAAUCUGUCCAAAUCGGAGGCCAAUCGCUAUAUCAACGAAUUGGUGGCCGACGGACAGACAAAAUGCUCGCCACUGAUCAUCGCCGCCAAGAAUGGCCACCAGAAUAUCGUCAAACUAUUGGUCAUGAAGUUCUCGCCCGACCUCGAGUUGGAGGGAUCCGUUCAGUUCGACGGCUAUCUCAUUGAAGGCGCCACAGCUUUAUGGGUGGCCAGCAGUGGAGGGCAUCUCAAUAUCGUUAGAUGUCUUGUCGAGCACAACGCAAAUGUGAAUCACUGGACAAAAACACAGUCAACUCCUUUAAGGGCCGCCUGUUUUGAUGGACGACUCGAUAUCGUCAAGUAUUUGGUUGAACACAACGCAGACAUUCAUUUGUCCAACAAAUUCAAUAACACACCGCUUAUGAUCAGUUCAUAUAAGGGUCAUUUAGAGGUCGUUGAGUAUCUGCUGUCGUUGGGCACCGACCCGAAUACCCGCGCCCUAUGCGGGGCCACAGCCCUGCACUUCGCCGCAGAGAACGGCCACUUAUCUGUCAUCAAAGAGCUUCUGUCUAAUAACGCGGUCAUAACAAAGAAUUCAAUCGGAAUGACACCCAUAAUGACUGCCGCGGCGUCCGGUGCCGCACAUAUAGUCGAAUAUUUCACGAACUCUUCAUUCGAACAAAUCUCUGAAAUCGAAAGGAUAGAAGCGCUGGAACUGUUGGGCUCUUCGUAUGCCAACGAUAAAGACUCGUAUGAUUUGGAGCGCUGUUAUUACUACAUGGAAUGGGCGAUGAGGUGUCGCUUCCGGAACCCAUUAACGCCAUUACCGAAGAAACCUUUGCCACCGAUCGCUGCCUACGAUAAUCGAGUCGAAUGUCAGACAUUAGAAGAAUUAGUUUUGAUUCAAUCGAAUAGCAGUGCUCUUCAUAUGGAAUCGUUGGUCAUUCGGGAGCGUAUAUUAGGUGUGCAUAACCCGGAACUCCCGCAUCCCGUCAUAUUCAGAGGCGCUGUCUAUGCGGACAGCGCUCGCUUCGAUCGGUGUCUUCAGCUAUGGUUACACGCAAUGAGAUUAAGAACUCUUAAUACGGUUUCAAUCAAAAAGGAUUUGUUACGAUUUGCACAAGUCUUUAGUCAAAUCAUUAACAUUAGACACGAUUUGCCUUUUGAUUCAUUGAAUGAAGUGAUGGAAACGGCUUUCAAUGAAUUGAAGCGAAACAAAGAGACGCUCAUUAAGUGUUGCGAUCAAAGCUCCAUAGAUAUCAUUCAAGAAGAACUCGACGAUAAUAUUCAUACCGUUCUCUAUCUUAUAGUCAUUGUAACAAAGAUCUUAAAAACAUUGUCAAAAGAAGAAGAAUUGUGUUUAUUUCGAUUGAUUUAUAACAUUAACAAACUUGAGUUAAGAACCAAAGACGGCUCAUCUCUAUUACAUCUGAGUGUUAGCGCCGACACACCUAUCGACGACUUUUAUACCAAAAAUGUUUGCAAGUUUCCCUGUGCCAACACCGCUAAGAUACUAAUCCAAUGCGGCGCUGAUGUGAACGCAUUGGACGAGCGCCGCAAUACACCACUCCAUCUGAUAGUGGCCUAUCAGAAGCCAAUCAGUGAUUUUCUUACUCUUCACGCCAUUACGACAUCUCUGGUGGAAAGCGGCGCACAUAUGGAUGCCGUGAACAACAGGAAUGAGACGGCGAUGGAGUCGGCGACCACUGGUGUCGCAGAAAUUUUGCUCAAAACACAAACGAAGAUCAGUUUGAGAUGUUUGUCGGCUAAAGCUAUUAAGAGUUAUGGAAUCCAAUACAACCACCUCUUUCCACAACCAAUCGUUCAUUUCAUUGACAUUCACGGCGUGUCCGCCAAACAAAUC
Molecule: messenger RNA, 2290 nt
Organism: Medioppia subpectinata
Lineage: Eukaryota; Metazoa; Arthropoda; Arachnida; Sarcoptiformes; Oppiidae
Source: the annotation of a GenBank genome assembly